AUGGCUUCUAAAACUGAUUUGGAUUGGACGUCUGUAAAAUUUGUUUUUUACGAUACAGGUUCCAAUGCAAAAGUCAAUUUGUAUACUUUGCUUAAAUUUAUUGAUCAAAGUGAAAAAUGUUUGAGUGAACAUGACGUCAACGAGAACAAAUUUUACUUCUAUUUUUUCACAUUAGCCGCCAAUUACAUCGGUCGUCAUUGUAAUAUAUUUCAAAAAAAUGAGUUAUCUACAGUUAGCAAGAGCUGUAAAGUUCUUUUGAAAUUCCUUCUAACAUACAUGGGACAAGUUGACGCAAAUGAUAAUAAUUGGGAUAGUUACUCAUCUCAUUUAAAUUUAGCAUUGGCAGCUAUUUCAGCAUUAUGUUCUGGAAAGCCGUUGAAUACUUCAGAAUUUGUGUCUGUUGUAAUGUGUAUAAAAGAAUGGCCAUCUAAUGCACCAACUUUCGGAGAAAAAGAAAAAGAGAAAGAAAGUAAAAAAUCUCUAGCUUACUCAUCAAUUUCUGAACAAAUGAUUAGACCACUAGAUAGAAGUAAAAUUCGCUUAAAUGAUUCUUUGAAAAAAGAUGAAAAGGAUAUCAAGAAGUUGUUAAUUAAGAACAAUAUAUCUGCUUUACAAGAUAUGGGAGCAAAUAAUGUAAUUUUUAAAACUUGCACUAAACUACCAAUUCUUAAAAGAUAUAUCACAGAAAUUCAACUGAAUUCUACGGAGGAACAGAAUAUUCAACAUGCUACUGAAUCAACUGGUGCUAAGAUUUCGUAUAGAUUUGUGCUUUUGGAUAUGACUUUUGUUGAAAAUGCAUUAGCAUUACCAAUAUUUGAACCAUUAACUGUUGUGUGUCUACAACAACUUACAAGUAUUAUGACAGCUUGUCUCAGACUUGCUUUAUUUGUGCAAAGUGUUCAUAAUAACUCUUCAACAAGUACAGAUAGCAUAAAUAUUGAAGAUGAUGUUAUGUGGAAUCAAGCUGUUCAGGCAAUUGAAAAAACUGUCAUUAUUAUGCAAACAGUAUCUGAUAUACUAAAAAAAUUUUCGUAUUCUGUGCAUCAAAACUAUUAUAUGAUUGUUAUUUGGAUUCUUAUUAAUGGCCUUCAAGAUAUUACAAUGAAAAAUUAUGAAAAUAACUCAAUAAAAGAUGAUAAAGUCACUAAAACUAAAAAAGAAAUAUCAAAGCCAACUGCAAAAAACUCUUUCAAUGUUUUAUCAGUGGCAUUAGCAAAUGAAAUGAUCACUAUGAUUGUUGAACUUUUGGAAAAUGCAAGAAAAGAAUCAUCUUCAGAUCAACUUAUGAAACUUAUUGACUUUGAAUCUGAAAUAAUUCCAGCUCCAUUGGAUAUCUGUGCUAAGGCAAGAGCAUGUGGUCGACUUCUCAGAAUUUUUCAAACUGUACCUUUGAUUAAAUUCUUUUAUCAAUUAGCAGCAAUAAGUCAUCGAAAAGUAAUGUGUCUUGUAUUAAAUAAAAAUAAAAAUAAGAUAAAUCGCACUAUAAGUUUGGAAUCAAUAGAUAUGUUGCCUGGAACACCCGAAAGUGGAGCACCUCAAGAUGCAGAUGAAGAUAAUGAGUCUUUGUUUGGUGCUUGGUUUGAAGAAGUACUGACUUCAGGAGAUCAACAAAUUGAAAAUGUGUCCUCUAAAACACAAGCAUCUGAUUAUAUGGAUUUAGAUAAAAGUGUAUUAAAUCAAUCAAAUUAUAGUGUUGUCCCCGAUAAUGAUGAUCCAGAAGGGUAUUUAGCACUAAUAAUAAGAAUAUUCAAUGUAUUGGACAUAUAUUUCUUAAAUGCUGAGUGUGAUUACAUUUUCACUUAUAUGUCUAAAACAAUUCAAACUGAUAACCUUAUUGUAUUAGCUAAAUUGAUCGGAGAAGUAGACUGGGCACCUGUUAAUAAUGAUUUAUCUUCCAUUGUUGACUCUCACCAAAAUGUUUCUUCAUCUAUUGGAAUAUUUAUUCAUAAUUUGAUUGCUCGAGAUUACUUAUCAGAAAAACAACAAGAUGUAUUCCUUGAACUAUUAGGGAUAAAAAUACCUUUAGAUGCUUUAGGCAGUAAAUGGUCAUUACAAAUCUAUCCUAGAACUUUAUCAAUAUUAGCUCAAGUUUUAUUAAAAAAACACAUAUCAGAAAGAGAUGAAUUAUCUACAUACAUAUGGCAAAAUAUGAUUAAUGCAUUGAGCAGUAUAAUUAAUCGCCCUCAAAGUAGUAAUAAUGAUUUUGAAGAUUUGAAUGUGGAACAUACACAGCUAUUAAUAUUUUUGUUCAACUUAAUGUCGUUAACCCAUAAAAAAGGAAUUCUAUUAGCUAUUUGUAAUACUAUUGUAGGUGCCAAAUGUGUUUUGAAGCCGGUUUACAACAAUCAUAUUUUAGCUUUAAGUAGAUUACUUCUUUUAUUCGACUACUUAGUUCGAAGAUUGUAUGAUGUACCUGAAUAUUUACUAUCUCAGGUUGAAUGGAACUUGAUGCGCAUUAAAAGUGAAAUAAAAGUAGAUGGUGAUGAAGUACAAACAACUGAUGAAAAUACUUACAUGCUAUAUAACACAAUAGAAGAAAACUUUCGUAGAAGGUCGGAUAGUGUUGGGUGCUCGACAGCUGUAAUUCCUUGUUUUUAUAAGCUAUUGGAUGAGAAACAAGCUGUAAAUGAUGCUCCUAAGCUGGAUGGAUUGGCCCUUAAUUUUAUACUCAACCAUCCAGAAAAGUUAAGCUAUCCUCAAUUAAUAGAAGCCCUCUUGGAUAUAACUACAACAUUAAAUAUAUGUAAUGAGUCUUAUGUAGAUGACAAUGGAAUUGAAAAUAAAAUCUCCCAAUAUUCAAAUCCGUUAACCCUAUGUAGCAUUGAAUAUUGUUUUACGCUUGCAUGGAAGCUAUUAUUAUCAUUACCUGUUCCUAUUCAAAAAAUACAAGACAUGAUGAAUGAAAAAACUCGUGGAUUUGAUUCGUCAAAUUUGUUAUAUUUCUUAAUUUGGGGUCCUAGAACUGGUUCUAAAAUUUACUAUCAUUUUUUAAAGGAAGGCUUGUACAAACAAAUUUGUGCUUUGGAAAGCAAUGAAAAUCCUACAGAUACAAACGAUAAAUUAUGUUCUAGAGAAUUAUUGAAAUUAGUAUCUUCAGUAGCUUCAACAAUACAAUAUGAUUAUCAAGUAGCAGAAAUCCAUUUUAUUCAACAACUUCGUCAAACAGAUACUACAAAAAAAAAUAGCUUUCCAAUGUUAUUGGAUGUUAUACUGUUUGAUGCUGUUAUUUCAAAAAUGUAUAUACAAUUUAAACCAGGAAAAACACCUGAAGAAAUUUCCAAUGAUUCUAAUACUGAAUAUAUUCAAGUACUAAUGCCGUAUUGUAUUGAAUUAGCUAUGUUGACAUUUACCAAUAUUAAAAAUAACCUUCUCCAUCAAAUUUCUAAUUUGAACCAAACUCAGAAGUAUUCAAUGGGUGAUUUAACAAAUUUGAAAAUAAUUUUGUCAAUGACAAAUAACAAUUCAUCUUUAGAGUUUUCUCCAAUCACUUACAAUUUACCUUCUUUAUUGUUUGAAACGAUUCCAUCGUGGAUUGUAUCAAUUUUAACAAAAUGGAAUUCAGUUCCUAUUGGCCCUCUGUUGAAGAACUCUAGUUUGGAUACUUCACCGGAAUAUUUAAUUCAAAAUAUCAUAAAACAUCAUUUAUCUUUUGUCUCCAGUCAGUCAAUAUAUUUGAACACCCCAUCCUUAAAACGAUUACUUAAUACACUCGUUGUAUUUAUCACAGAAAAUAUACAAUUAUGCAGUGAUUGUAAAUUACGAUCUGAUUUCGCAAAUCUUUUGAGUUCCAUGAUCAUUGACUGUUCAUCAGAAAAUCUUUUGGAACAUAUUAUUCCUACAUUGGAGAAAUUACAAAAUCCUGGAGAUCAGGACCCAGCUACUAUGAUAUCCAUGCUUAUAAGUAAAAAUAUAAGGAAAUUAGCAAUUCAAUAUAAACGCGAUGAUACUACCAACACAGAUUAUUUAACUGAGAAAGUUUUGAUACAUAGUCUUUUUUGGAUUGAACAAUUAAUAUUUGAUUUUUCAUCUGCCCGAUAUGCUGUUCUACGAACAUUUUGUGGAAAUGCGCUUAAAGAAGGUAUUUCAAUGAAGAAAUUUAUUUCAUCUGGAGUCUUUGUUAAAACACUUGUUAGAUUAACCAACCGGUUAUUCUCAAAUCUUAAAAUAAGUAAUAAUCAAGAUAUUAAAACAAUGUGCCGCACAAUUAUUGAAUUAUCAACUGACCCGAAAAAUAGAUUGGAUCUUUGGCUACAAAGAAUUAUUGUUGGUUGGAACAAAGAUAAAGAUUUAAUUGAUGCUACUAGUACUUUAUCCCGGGAAUUAACUGCUUUUUUGAGUGAUAAACAUACCAAUUCAAUAAAACAUUUUAUCAACAAUAUAUCGGCUUCAAUUGAUCUUGAAGAAAAUUUUGAAUUGAUCAAGAAUAUGAUUGAUUAUAUUGUUGGAUUAGAUACAAAUGAUGAAUUAAAAACCAAAGCUUCAUUAUGUUAUCUAGAAACAUUAAUACCAAUUGUGACUUACACAUUAGCUUUUGAAAAUGGAGAUGGGUUUUCAAAAAUGUUUGCUCAGAUGGUACGCUUAGCAGAUUAUGGAGGUCCCUCUGGCCAUGUGAAGUUAUUUAAAGCUAGUGUUAAGUUACUUGAUUCUAUUAAAAAUUGGCUUAAAUCUAACAUGGCAAAUAUAGAAAUAACUGAACCCAAACAAUCAUAUCCACCAGUUGUGAUUGCAUCUAGUUGCUUGAUGAAUUACGUAUCGGAUAUUAUAGCUGCUAUGCAACAUAAUGAUUUAGAAAACUCUGUAUCUCCAUCAUUAGACUCCAUGUCUUUAUUCUAUUAUGAUGGUAUGGAGUUUGAUGGAUUUUUACCUAAUAAUGAUGGCGACAGUGAAACUUUGAAUGAAGAUUCUGAUGAAGAUAGUUUAUACUAUAGACUUUGUACAUUUACUGUUACUCAAAAAGAGUUUAUGAAUCAACAUUGGUAUCAUUGUCAUACGUGUAAGAUGAUAGAAGGUGUUGGAGUUUGUAGUAUAUGUGCUAAGGUUUGCCACAGAGGCCAUGAUGUUACUUACGCUAAAUUCGGAAACUUUUUCUGUGACUGUGGGGCAAAAGAAAACAAUUUUUGUCAAGCAUUAAUUAAAAGAAAUCCUAACUCAAUCCUUGAUGUAAAUAAUCCACGAGAUAAAACAGCUUCAAUUGAAGGCGGAAAUUCAGCUACAGAUCAAGAUCGCAUAGAUAGUCAUAGCACGUCUGCUCCUAAUCAUAAUCAAGAUCCAAGACAUAUGAGCACAAGAAGUUUAGAUUAUGAAUCUGUCGUGUUGGAUUCACUUCCUGCCACGUAUAAGAAUCUAUUAAUGCCAACAAUAUUGGAUCAUUCUCAAAUUAUUGAGCCAACAUUAGAUCUUUGUCAACAAUUAAUAAACGUGGUUAUUAAAUCUGGUGAAAAAAAUUCAGCAAUUGGUUGUAAUACUAGAGCUGUAUAUACAUUAAACGACUUACAGGAAUUAGAAAAAACUAUUGAAGUAUCAGAUAGUCUUAUGCUACCUACAAUGGGAUCUCAAGAAGGUGCUUUUGAAAAUGUUAAGAUGAAUUUUAGUGGAGAUCAAGGUCAAACUAUCCGACAGCUUCUUUCUGCCCAUAUGAUACGACGUGUUGCAAUGUGUUGUUUAUCAUCUCUUCAUGGUAAAAGACAACAUUUAGUUGCUGUAUCACAUGACAAAGGAAAAAUAGCAGUUCUGCAAAUGAGCUCAUUGUUAAAACAGUCUGAUAUAUCUAAACGCAAAUUAACUUUAACACGACUAUCCUCUGUUUCUAUCCCAUUUACUGUUUUAUCAGUUACUGCAAAUUCUGUUAAUGAAGACUUCCUUUCUGUGUGUGGACUAAAGGACUGUCAUAUUUUGACAUUCAAUACAAGUGGAACAGUUAAUGAACACAUUGUUCUUCAUCCAACUUUAGAAGUAGGAAAUUUUAUGAUUCGAUCGAUUUGGCUCCCUGGGUCACAAACUAGUUUAGCACUUGUGUCUGCUGAAUUUGUUAAAAUUUAUGAUUUGUCCAAGGAUGUUUUAAGUCCUCAAUAUUAUUUCCUUGUACCUACUGGAAAAAUACGAGACGUGACAUUUAUGUGUACAGAGGAAAAGUCAACUAUGAUAUUAAUAUCAUCUGGGGGUUAUAUCUAUACACAAGAUAUGGAUGUAAGUAGCUCAGCUGUCCAUGGUCCAUUUUAUGUGACCAAUACUAUUGAUAUUGUCCAUCCAGAUAUAAGUGAUGUAAAUGGCCAAGUUUGUGGAGGUGGUGUAUCGGUGUAUUAUUCGCAUACACUGUCACUAUUAAUGUUUAGUUAUGUUACUCCUGGGCGCACAUUUAUAGCACCUUUAGAUGAAGAGAGAUAUCAAGGUGGUGUCAUUACAUUACAUCCAGUUUUUGCAAUAAAUUCACAAACAUCAAGUCCUAGUGCUAAAAAUAAAAGUAACAUUAGCCAGGCAAGUACUUCAGCUCCUCCUACACAACCUAUGUGGCAGUGGUCUGAAGUUCCUGGACAUCCUGGUUUAGUAUGUGCAAUACUACAAUCUAGUAAUACUCCAGUUGUAUUUAUGAUAACACCAAAAGUUAUCAGUCUUCAAGAAAUUAAGUUGGCUCAGACAAAAACUAAGAUUACAGAUAUGGUUGCUGUACGCCACCCUUUGUCAAAUGGAGAUUAUAGAACAACAUUAAUAAUUUUAUGCGAAGAUGGUAGUCUCCGUAUGUUUUUAGCUGCUAAAGAGCAAACAGAUUUUUGGUUAUCACCAUCUAUUCAGCCUUCAUGUCACAUAACAUCAUGUAAAUUAAAGAAAAAGAAAAUUAGUAAAUCUGGAAAAUCAACAGGAAAUACCUCUUCAUUUCCAAUUGACUUCUUUGAAUAUUGUGUAGCUAUGAAUGAAAUUGAAUUUGGUGGUAAUGAUUUGUUGCAAAUUUAUAAUCCUCAACAAAUCAAACAUAGGCUGAACAGUAAUGGUAUGUAUGUUGUGUCUACAAAACCACGAUUUAGCAUUGAAGUUAUUAAUAAUGAUCCUACAAUGGUAAUGGCUGGAAUUAGAAUUAAUGUGGGAGGUCAAGAUAUAGGACGUGCACCUGGCUAUAUAGAAGUGCUGGGACGCACUUUGCAUUUGUUACCUAUUAACCGAAGUCGAUGGUUUGAUUUUCCAUUAACCAGAGAGGAAAGCCUUCAAAGUGAUAAAAAAUUAGUAAUUGUGUUUGGCCCAUCACGAGAUCCUGAAGCUGUUACUAUGAUAGACUCUGUAAAAUUAUAUGGAAAAACUAAAGAAUCAUUUGGAUGGCCUGAUGAUGUUGAUGAUAUUAGCAGUGGUACAAUUUAUGGUUCAACAUCAACUAGUACUGUAGUUACUUCAAAUCAAUUUAAUCCUCAAGAAAAAGAGUUGCCUUUAACUGGAUUUGCUGUCAAUUAUUUAGACAAGUUUGUUAUUGGAUUGUUGACAAUAUUAGAAAAUAGCUUUUAUAGUAUCAACCACUCAUUGAACGAAGAGGAUGAAAGUUUUCAUCUAAUAAAACUAAGCAUGGCUGUUUUACAACCGGAAUAUCACAUAUUUAAAGAUCAAUCCAUGUUAACUUAUAUAUUACAAUCUUUACUUGAUUUCGAACGUGAGGAUCCCAAAAUUAUGGAUGCGGAAGCUUACUAUAGACUUGUAUUAAUUACUCGAGGCAUUACAGUUUGCCGACCACAACAUUUAUCCAACUUUGAAAGGACUCAUCAUGAAGAAUUGGAUUAUAAUAAUGAACAAUCAUCACAAUGGUGUCAACCACUUAUUUCAAAGCUCAUUUCUGUAUUUUGGAUACUGUAUUAUAAUAGACCUAAAAAUCCAUCCUAUUGCACAAUUUAUGUACCUGGUUUGAAACAUACAGAAGCUGUUGUUUAUGCACUUAUUGAAAUUCUGCAUUCUCUUUUAUUUUUGAAGUGCUCUGGUUUUCAAAAUUCUCAAAUUAAUACUAUAUCUAAGUACUACUUAGAUUUCUUACUAUGUGAAGAUGUAGCUGUCAGUUAUACUGCUAAAUUAGCACUUUCAAGAGCUUUAAAACCUCUUGUUUUUGGAAAGAAUAAUCAAAAUUUAGUUCGUGGAGAUCAUUCUUUCAAGGAAUCAGUAAGCAAAGAACCUGAAAAUGAAGAACAAGUUAUUCAAGAAUCUCCAGAAGAAAAUAUCUCAUAUGAAGUUGAUGAACCAAUCAUUCUAUUGGAUCCAAGAGUUGAACCACAAGAACAUGAUCGUCAAAAUAUGGAAGUUUUAAUAGGAAAUGUUCAAUUUCCUGGUCUUAUUAUUCCACCUGACGCAGAUGAUGAUGCAAUGGUCGAAUUAGCUAUUGCACUUAGUCUUCAAGACAAUGACGGAAUAGAAAAUAAUGUAGAGUUAGAUAAUAAUAUGAGGCAAGAAUUUGAGGAACUACAAGCAUUAGGAAAUGCACCUGCUGCAUUACAGAACAUGCAAGAAAAUUCUCUCAAAAUAAUUAUAAUGGCCAGAGUUCUGAACACAGUCUAUGCAACAAGCAAUUUGAGAACAUCUCCUACAGAAAAUAAUCAAAAUGAUAGAGGAGAGAUUGAUGAAGAAACAAUUUUUGACCAAGAUUUUGAAAUAAAUAAUCAUUUACACACUUUAAGAUUGUCUUUGUUGGAAAAAUUUAUUAACCACAUACCAAAUCUUCAUAACAUUGGAGGUACAAGGGCUAUACCGUUUUUCCAAGUGGUUUCUUCAAUUGUGGCAGAUAUGGAUUUGAAUAAUGAAGGAGAUAAGGAAUAUUUUACCGAACUUAUGCAAAUGUUUAUAACAUAUAUUCGCCGAGAAACAUUAGAUGAUUCUAAUUUACAUAUAAGAAAUUCACAACGAGAAAUAGUCAUAAUUAUUAUGCGUUUUAUUGGUGUUUUAUUAGCAAGACCUAAAUCUAGCUCUAAAUCAUCAUCUGAUCAUACAACAUAUAUAUCUCAAACAGCUGCAUCCAUGUUAAAACAUGCACAAUUUAUAACCAAUUGCCUAAAAGCAUUGAAAGCUUUACAGGAAUAUUGGGCUAGUUUUAGUGAUAAUGAUGACAGUGGUGCCAAUGUGGUUAGUGUUUUAUUGGAACCAAGUGGUCCUUCACGUGUUCCAGAUAUGAGCCCAUUUUUUUUGAAGCCCUACUCAGUUAGUCAAACCAAAGAUAUCUUCCAUAAUUACCCUAUAAUUUUGACUGAAAUGCUUUUACGAUUACCAUAUCAAAUACAGAAAAGUUGGUCGCAGUUGUCGUUUGAACCAGAAUGGUUGACUGUACUAUGUGAAUUCAUGAGUUUAAAAACAAUUAAUCCAUUUAUUAAACGUCAAGUUAGAAAGUUACUAUUAUUCGUUUGUGGAAACAAGGAUAAAUAUCGGCAGAUUAGAGAUAUGCAUGCUUUAUCGACUAGUAUGAAGAAUUUCCAAGUCACAUGUGAUAUUGGAGAUCAGAAUACUCCGCAGUCUCUUAACUUAACAUAUGACAAACUUGUUGAAUUAGUGGAAGAUGUAAAAGUUUGUGUUGACAUUGCAUCAAGUCGUAUGCUGAAUUGGCAACUAUAUUGUCGCAAAGAUAACACAGUAUUAUUGUAUUUAAUGCGUGCAGCAUGCUUUUUAGAUGAAGGUGUAUCAUCUACAAUUCUGCAUUUGCUUCAAUACGCUAUUUGUGGUGCUAAAAACCAGUCUGGAACUCCUUCUGCAAAAGAAUCUAAAACUAAAGUGUCUAAAGUAGCAGAAGACAUUGAGAAUGCUAUGCUCGAGGAAGCUCAAUGCAUGAUACUAGUUAAAGAAAUGAAUAAACGAUUAAAUAAGGAUAUUUUAACAAGAUUUGUUAAAACAUUUUUACUCGAAACAAAUUCUACACAUAUUCGUUGGCAAGCUCAUGCUCUAGUAUUGUCAAUUUAUAGAAAUUCAGAACAUGAUGAUCAAGAAAAAUUACUUGAAAUGUUAUGGGCUCUAUGGCCACAAUUACCCACAUAUGGAAGGAAAGCAUCUCAAUUUGUCGAUUUAUUAGGUUAUUUCAGUUUUAAGUACAACCAAAAAGCAGCUACAUCUACUAAAUAUGUUGAACAGGCAAUUGAGUUAUUAAGAACACAAAACUAUAAACUGGCAUGCCACCCUAAUGCUAAUUUGUAUACUCAAGUAUCGCAAUAUGUUGAUUUAGAAGGAUUUUAUUUAGAAAGUGAACCAUGCAUGGUUUGUAAUAACCCUGAAAUACCCUUCACCAAUAUCAAGUUGACUUCCAUAAAGGUAGAUUCAAAGUUCACUACUACUACUCAAAUUGUUAAGCUAAUGGGAAGUCACACUAUUAAUAAAAUAGUGUUACGAAUAACUGAUUUAAAACGCACCAAAAUGGUGCGCACAAUGAAUAUAUUUUAUAAUAACCGUUAUGUACAAGCCGUGGUGGAGCUUAAAAAUAAACCAGCUAUGUGGCAUAAAGCUAAAGAAAUCACAUUAACAUCAGGACAAACUGAAGUCAAAGUCGAAUUUGCUGUACCAAUAGUUGCGUGGAAUUUAUUAAUUGAGUAUUCUAGUUUUUACGAGAACUUGCAUGCCUCUUCAGAGACUUUACAGUGUCCUAGGUGUAGUGCAACGGUGCCUGCAAACCCAGGUGUUUGUUCUAACUGUGGUGAGAAUGUUUUCCAAUGUCAUAAAUGCCGUGCUAUAAAUUAUGAUGAAAAAGAUCCCUUCCUCUGUCAUUCUUGUGGUUUUUGUAAAUACGCUAAAUUUGAUUAUGUUUUAACUGCUAAGCCUUGUUGUGCUGUUGAUCCUAUUGAGGAUGACCAUGAUAGGAAUAAGACUUUAAGUUCCAUCAAUUCAAACUUGGAAAAAGCUGAUAGGUUAUACAAACAACUUGUAUCGUCUAAACCUGUAUUAGAGAAUAUGUUAGUAAAAGUUAUGGAAAAUCGUUUGGAAAAAUCUAAUAAUACAAAUGCAGAAGAAAGCCAAAGUCCAAAUGUUGUUCCUGUCUCAGGAUUUGCUGCUGUUGUAAAUGGAGCUAUGAACAAUAACAUUUCUUCUGGACCUGUACAUCAAGUAAAUAGAUCUAUUCAAUUGUUGGCACAAAAGUAUGGUUCUGAAUGCCGUAAUACUUUUGAAGAUCUCAGCCGCAUUGUUCAAAAAGUUUUGGCAAGUCGUAAAGAGUUAAUAGCAUAUGAUCAAAAACAACUGGGACAAGUUAAAUCCACAAUUCGUUUGAACGGCAGUAUUAGUUCUCUUUCAGUUUCUGAUUCUGUAAUACCUGUUUCUCAAAAUGUAUCAACUGCAUGCUCUUUGCCAAGUACAAGUUGCUAUGGGUGUAUAACAGCUGCUUUAGAACAUUGUUUUGUUAUGUUACGUGCUCUUGCUACAAACAUGACGUUGCGGAAAAUACUAUUGCAACAAGGACUUAUUCAAGAACUGGUUGAAAAUAAUAUUAGAAGAGGCUCAGUUCAAACUCAGGAAGAAGUAAGAAAUCUGCUUUGUAUUUUAAUACAAGAUAAUCAAAAGGCUACUGAAGAUUUAUGUGGAUUGUUGAGUCAAAGAAUAUCACUUACAAUUCGAGGACCAAUUGCGAAUGCUGACCUAGCAUUUGCUGUGAGACCUGAGAUAUCUUUACUGGCAACAAUGCUGUACAAAGAAGAUUCAUGCUGGGAACAAAAAGCCAAAUGUGUAAUGCAGCUAUUCUUUAUGACAUGCAAAGAAUUCCAGUCUUCAGCAAUUGUUACUUACAUAACAUUACCAUGUUUAAAAAUGAUGCGUAAUAUUAUAAAGCCACCAACUUCAUCUUCUAAAGUAAACAAGGAUAAAUCUACUGAAGUUUUGUCAACUGUUCAAAUGUCAGAUCAUUUAAUGGUUGAUUUUAGAAAAUGGGCUAAACAAAGCCCUGAGCAUAUGUUUAAUGCAUGGCGUCAACGACUUCAAAAGAAAACACCAUCAGAUGCUCCCCUUAAAAAUAAGCCAAAGUCAAAGAAUGAAAUCAGACAAUAUUACUUGGCUUCUAAAUAUUUUAAGAAAUGGAGAUUAUAUUCUUUAAGAGAUAUUGCUAAACCAUUCCACCUAACAGAGUCUUCAUGGCUAAAGCAUUUCUUAUUCUGUUCGAGUACACGAUUAUUAAGACAAGUUGCUUGUGCUAUAUUUGAAGGUAUUGCUCAAGUACCAGAAAGGAAAAAAGAGAUUUUAGAUCUUCUGACAGGGUUCUUAACAGAACUAGGAAGUGCAGGAGAAAACUGUGCUGAAUUUUUAGGUUUAUAUCAAAAUCUCAUUCAGCAAACUCCUUGGAAACAGUACUUAGCAUUACGAGGAGUACUUAUUAUGAUAUCCGACAUAAUUACAAAAGAAAUAAAACAUUUGCAUUAUUUAGAGGAAACUACAUUAACUUCAGAUUUAGCUCAAGGAUUUGUCUUAAAAAGUUUAACUGGACUGUUAGCAUCAUUUUUGGAAGUUGAGAGCAUAAAACAACAAUACAAAGGAAGACUUGUAGGCGCUAUUUUAAAUGGAUAUCUUUCUCUCCGUCGUUUAGUUGUUCAAAGAACACGUCUAAUUGAUGAAACACAAUCUCAACUUUUGGAUCUUCUUGAAGAAAUGACGUGUGGAACGGAAACAGAAUCAAAAGCAUUUAUGGCAAUCUGUGUAGAAACAGUAGAAAAAUGUGAUUUACAGGAUGUCCGUACUCCAGUUUUUGUGUUCGAAAGAUUGUGUUCAAUAAUUUAUCCAGAAGAAAAUGAUGUUGGUGAAUUUUAUAUGAAUCUAGACAAAGAUCCUCAACAAGAAGACUUUUUGCAAGGCCGCAUGUUAGGUAAUCCAUAUAGUUGUAAUGAAUCUGGUCUUGGACCUCUAAUGAGAGAUGUCAAAAAUAAAAUCUGUCAGGAUUGUGAACUGGUUGCUCUAUUGGAAGAUGAUAAUGGCAUGGAACUUUUGGUCAACAAUAAGAUUAUCAGCUUGGAUCUGCCUGUUAAAGAGGUGUACAAAAAGAUUUGGUUGCCCGAAGGUGGGGACAAUGAAGCAGCCAUGCAUAUUGUUUAUCGCAUGAGAGGAUUAUUGGGAGAUGCUACCGAAGAAUUCAUUGAAACGUUGGAUGCCAAAUCUGAUCAAGAAGUCAAUAACGAAGAAGUUUAUAAAAUGGCUAAUGUGAUGGCAGAGUGUCGUGGUCUGGGAGUUCUAAUGUAUCGUCUAUCUACAAUAAAAGAUCUGUCAAGAUCACGUCCACUCCUCCAAGUACUCCUUAAAUUACUUGGACUUUGUGUUAAAGUUAAACAUAAUCAAGAAAUAUUAACUGAACCUAGACUAGGAUCCAUCCCAAUCCUUCUUAGUACACUUGAGUUAUGUUUAAGUAAUGAAGCUGAUGGCUUGUCAAACACGUCACUUACUGAACAAACUCUUGAUAUUUUGGAAACAAUAUUAUCAAAAGCCACUUCAAAAGGCCCUGAGACAUUUGCUAGACUAUCAGAGACUUUUGGCCCUGAUGACCAUAUUCGAUAUCUUCUACACUGUGCAUCAAAUGCUCGCUAUACAAUUGUUCAGCAUCUAACUCGGGUCUUAGCUGCUCUUACAUACAAUAAUAAAGCCAAAAUGAUUAUUCUCAUGGAUCAUUUUGCUUCAGUGAUUUCUGAUUUUGAAAAGUUUGAUGACGUCCACUCUGCUCAAGAUGAACAAAUGAUGAAUCUGUUUUGUGAUUUGACCUACGGCAUUGAAAAUAAUUCACUUGGAAAUACAUUAAAAGAUUAUAUUCUUUCUCUUGGGGUUAUUAAUAAUGUUAUCCAAUAUAUAUCACGCCAUGCACCAACAGUAAAAGCAACAUUAAACAAGAACAAUGAUAAAGAUGAAUGGAAAGAAUUCAUUUCUAAACCUUCGUUAAAAUAUAUUUUAAGAUUUUGGACUGGAUUAGCUAAUGGUCAUGAACCAACUCAGACUGCUGUUUCUGAUGAAUGUAUUCAUACAGUACAUUGCUUAGAACAAGUGUCGUCAGAUGAACAUGUUGGAUCUCUUGCUGAAAAUUUAUUAGAAGCAUUAAAAACAAAUCCAAAAAUGGCAGAAAAAAUAGAACAAGUUCGUGAACAAACUAAAGCAGAGAAAAAACGAUUAGCGAUGGCAAUGCGACAAAAACAACUUGGACAAUUAGGGAUGCGUACUAAUGAAAAGGGUCAAGUAACUGCUGAGACCUCGUUAUUGCAACAAGUAGAAGAUUUAGGAGAAGAGACGGGAUUAGUGUGUGUCAUUUGCCGUGAAGGAUAUAAAUUCCAACCAACCAAAGUAUUAGGUAUUUACACAUUUACCAAGAGGUGUGUUGUUGAAGAACAUGAAGUGAAAGCUCGUAAAACCAUUGGAUACAGUACUGUAACACAUUUCAAUGUUGUUCAUUUUGACUGUCAUAUGUCUGCAGUUAGACUUGCAAGGGUUCGAGAUGAAUGGGAAUCGGCUGCUUUACAAAAUGCAAACACAAAGUGUAAUGGUUUAUUGCCAAUGUGGGGUCCAUCAGUUGCUGAAUCAGCAUAUGCAAAUUGCUUAGCCAGACAUAACUCAUAUUUACAAGAAGCUACUGGUCAAAGAGAUAUAAGUUACAUGCAAACAGUGCACGAUCUUAAGUUACUUUUAUUCAGAUUUGCACAAGCAAAGAGCUUCCACGAAGACACUGGAGGUGGUGGACCUCAGUCAAAUAUGAACCUACUUCCAUACCUCAUGCACAUGGCAUUAUAUGUGAUUAACACGACUAGGCGAUCCAGUGCAGAGGAACGUAAUUUAAAUACAUACCUAGAGCCUAAGUCUGCUGACCAAUUGAUUGAUAGUUUUUAUGAUACUGAAGGUCCAUUAUACUAUCUCACAAUGGCCAUUAUGUUAACUCCAUACUCAAAAUGGAUGUUGACAAAUCGUCUAAUACAUUUAAAUAGAAUAAUAUUGAUGGCUCAUGUUCAUCAUACUAAUUCCUCUAUAGCACCCAAAGUACAUUUUGUGCCUUUGGCUCCUCAUGAUUAUACUGCUUACAAAUCAGCUCUUAUGUUCUUUGUACUAAUCAAUAAGAUGUAUGAAUGUUAUUUCAAGACCGUCGAGGUUUCCGAAAGUAAAAGUUGGUCUGUUAGCUUAGCUGACUAUAUUCGUCACAAUGAUGAGACACUGCUCAAAUCAUCAGAAAUGAUGAUGAACGCUUUAAGUGUAGAUUUCUUACCUUGUACCUCAUUUGAAGAACUUUGUGAUGCUGCAGGUUUGAAUUUAGCAGACCCAUCAAAUCACAUCAAAAACAUCUUAAACACUUACCUCCGUCAAUGA
Messenger RNA from Macrosiphum euphorbiae (potato aphid), 15243 nucleotides. Lineage: Eukaryota; Metazoa; Arthropoda; Insecta; Hemiptera; Aphididae. The record is from the annotation of a GenBank genome assembly.